Lolium perenne is the source of this 1698-nucleotide messenger RNA. RefSeq lists its product as uncharacterized. Lineage: Eukaryota; Viridiplantae; Streptophyta; Magnoliopsida; Poales; Poaceae. The record is from RefSeq and is a predicted model, not a curated record. Gene Ontology annotation, molecular function: nucleic acid binding; RNA-DNA hybrid ribonuclease activity.
AUGGUUAACAAGGAGAAAUCCGCCAUAAUGUUUAGCAAGGGUACCUCCUCUUCGGCCAAGAGAAAGUUCAAGGGUUUGUUGCACAUUGCCGAUGAGGCUUUCUCAGAUAGAUAUCUCAGCCUGCCUGUCCAUCUUGGCAGAUCUAUUACAUCUGCUUUUGGCUAUCUCAAGGAGAAAAUUUGGAAGAAAAUCCAGGGUUGGAAAGAGAAGUUUCUUUCUCGGGCUGGGAAGGAAAUCCUUGUGAAAGCUGUCGCCCAGGCCAUUCCAAUGUAUGCGAUGUCCUGUUUUGACAUUACUAAAACCUUCUGUGAUGAUAUCAGCUCCAUGGUUUGCCGCUAUUGGUGGAACAAUCAAGAUGAUGAGCGACACCACUGGCUCAGUUGGCAGUGCUUAUCCAAUGCAAAGAGUAAGGGCAGUCUCGGUUUCCGGGACUUGCAUAUUUUCAACUUGGCAAUGCUGGCCAAGCAGGGCUGGCGCUUCCUCCAAGACCCUGAAUCUCUUUGUGGCAGGGUGCUCCGGGCUAAGUAUUUCCCCAACGGCAAUAUCGUGGACGCAGUGGCGGCCCCGGGCAUCUCUUACACAUGGCGCAGUAUUCUAAAAGGGGUGGGGCUGUUGAAGGAGGGGCUGAUCUGGCGUGUGGGGGACGGAACUAAAAUCAAGAUAUGGCAUGAUCCUUGGAUCCCUUUCGGCGAUACUAGAAGACCGAGGUCCCUCCGGGGCCGCUCGCCGAUCUCCCUAGUGGCUGAUCUUCUGGAUCCUACUACCGGCGAUUGGGACGCUGAUAUCGUUGCUAGCCUCUUUCAGCCUGAAGAUGUUCACAGCAUUUUGUCCAUAAACAUUUGUGAUGGUAUGGAGGACAACCUCGCUUGGCAUUUUGAUCCAAGGGGCCAGUUCGGUGAACUUAAUGUUCCAACCAAGAUCAAGAUGUUUGUGUGGCGCCUUGCUCAUAACAUUCUUGCAAACAGAAUGAAGAUCUCAAGGCUUGGGGUUGAUCUGGAUACCAAGCGGCCAAGACCUGCUAGAUUUUCCUGGGGUUGGGUGAACUCCGGGAAUCUUUCCUGCUCUGCACCUCCCGCGCGAGCUCCUUUCGAACUCUGGAAGAAGGAUGAGGACAUCCAGCUCCGGGUGGUCACCUUCCUAUGCGAAUGGUGGAAUGUCUGCAAUAAGGUCAAUGCGGGGGAAAGCAUCGCGGAUCCUAAGGUGGUUUGUUCCAAAGUUGAGAAGUCGCUGGUCGAAUUCCUCUCUCUCAAGAGGAAGGAGAAGCCGCCAAAACCUCCUGACGUCCACAAGUGGGAAAAAACUCCAGAUAAUCAUGUGAAGAUCAACUUCGACGGCUCAUGCCAAUGUCGGAGCUGGUGGUCCGAGGCUGUAGCGUGCAUUGCUGCAAUCAGCGGUGCGAACAAGAUUGGCGCCAACCGAAUCAUCUUUGAGUCGGAAGCCUCCAACCUGGUGCAAGCCCUCAAGAGCAAGACUUAUGACAUGUCAAGCGUCGGAGUGGUGAUCAAGGAGGCUAGAAGCCUGUGCAACCUGAACUUUGAGUCUUUUGAUUUCUCUUUCUGCCAUCGUGCUUGUAACAAUGCUGCCCAUGAGCUUGCAAAGCUGGGAGUAAUUUCUGAGUCCAUGGACUCUUACUGGGAUGAUCAUGCACCCAGUUGUAUCGCUACUGUUCUGGCCAGAGAUUUAGCUGGACCAUUUUAA